This is a messenger RNA of Elaeis guineensis (African oil palm), 1581 nucleotides long. RefSeq lists its product as uncharacterized. Lineage: Eukaryota; Viridiplantae; Streptophyta; Magnoliopsida; Arecales; Arecaceae. The record is from RefSeq and is a predicted model, not a curated record.
AUAACUAAAGAUCCGCCAUCUCUCAAGAGCGGGGGAGGGAGGGAGAGAGAACGAAAGAACCAGAAACAUAGCUAUAUCCGGAAAAGAGAAAGCCACCGCCAAACGGACCGACGGCGGACCUCCAACCUCUUCCCGUCUCUCUCUCCUUCUCUCGUGGAAACCCUACCUUUCCAAGAAAUCCUAUACCUCGCCUCCCUUGUCCCUGUCCCCGUCCGCUGUAGAUCGGCGAACCCUUCGCUCGCUCCUCGAUCGCUUCCCCGAACCCGAGACCGAUCCGGUCGUGUUCUUUCCCCCGGAUUUGGAGCCCUGGACCCUAGAGUUUCUUUUCGCGUGGUUUCUUUGGCAAACUGUUGGAUUUUGAAGAGGUUUUGCUCGGUUUUCCUUACCUCGGUUUGGUUUGAUCUAUAGCGUGCAGCGGAUGCCCUAGAAUUUCAUUUUCUUUGUGAAUUUUAGGAGUUUAUGUAAUUCUGGGGUGUUGAUUGGUUCUUGGUUUGGGAUUAUGGACAUGUGCUUUCCCUAGUUUUGGUGGUUUAUAUGGGAGAAUUGGCGAGGGUCCGGCUCCGGAUGAGGGAUUGCUUGGUCCGUUAGGGGAGGUGGGAGGUUGAGAGGGGGAUAUGGACGAGAGCAGCGGGUCGUUCGUUGCAGUGAGGAGGCUUGAUCAAAGAGGAGGUUGCCAUUCGUCGCCUGCUGAGGUCGUCACAGGAUCAACAGCAUGGAUUGGGAGAGGUCUUUCAUGUGUUUGUGCUCAAAGAAGAGAAAGUGAUGCUCGUCUAUCAUUUGACCUCACCCCUUCUCAGGAGGAAUGCUUGCAGAGGCUACAAAGCCGCAUAGAAGUUACUUAUGAUGGUUCAAAGAAAGAGCAUCAGGAAGCCUUAAGGGCCCUUUGGUAUGCUGCUUAUCCUGGAGUUGAACUCCGCGGAUUGGUAUCUGAACAAUGGAAGGAAAUGGGAUGGCAAGGAAAAGAUCCAUCUACAGAUUUCCGGGGUGGUGGUUUUAUAUCCUUAGAGAACCUAUUAUUCUUUGCUAAGAACUAUCCUAAAUCUUUCCAGGAUCUUCUCCAAAAGCAGGAAGGUGAUCGAGCCAUCUGGGAGUACCCUUUUGCUGUUGCUGGCGUGAACAUAACAUUCAUGCUCAUCCAGAUGCUUGAUCUUCAGGCUGCUAAGCCAAGGACAUUGAUGGGAGCAAUUUUUUUAAAGCUACUCUUAGAAAAUGAGCGAGCCUUUGACUUAUUGUACUGCGUGACUUUCAAGCUGAUGGAUCAGCAAUGGCUUGCUAUGCAUGCCUCCUACAUGGACUUCAAUUCAGUUAUGAAAGCGACGCGGCGACAGCUGGAACGAGAACUACUGCUAGAAGACAUCCAACGCAUUGAAGACAUGCCCUCCUAUAGGCUUCUUACCCGUUAGCCAUCAUCUGUAUUAAUGUUGGUUUUAGCAGCAGAAGACAUGUUCCGUUGUUCAUUUUGCAUGUCCCACGAUACUGUCCCUUCCCCACGUCAUUGUGGAAUGCAGUGAUCAUGUUGGUGAUCCUAUUUGAGCUUGCAAAUGAGUCACAAUCUUCAAUCUCAAUCCAUUUAGACUGAGG